Messenger RNA from Coccomyxa subellipsoidea C-169, 773 nucleotides. RefSeq lists its product as hypothetical. The record is from RefSeq and is a predicted model, not a curated record. The transcript has 3 exons. Lineage: Eukaryota; Viridiplantae; Chlorophyta; Trebouxiophyceae; Coccomyxaceae. The coding region runs from base 15 to 605 and encodes 196 amino acids.
CUGCCGCCUUGUAGAUGGGCGCCAUGAUAGAGCUCAGGCCCUCCGCCGAACUCAGCGAAGGAGAGCUUCUGUUCGGCCUCGACAGCCGAGCCGAGUCUGACGCGGUCAGCGCCGUCACCUCGGCGCUGUCUGCCGCCCUGCGUGCCAACAGGGAGGACGGAACCCCAGAGGAAGGAGCAGCGCUUCCAUCCGGCAUACUUCAGCAACCAAGCUUUCAGACUGUCGGGGCCACCAAGAAGAGGGACAGGCCAGCAUCGCUUGCCAAGACCCCACGGCUCAUGACUAUAGUGCUGCCUGACCACUUAGACAGGAUGCCGCAGCUAAAGAAGCCACAGACGCGCUUGGCCAUUCAGAGCAAGGGGUUUGUGCCUCCCCACGAGCUGGUGUCGCAGCAGGACAUCCUGGCCAGCAGCCUGCCUGUAGAUCCCACGGGCUUGGGUGUCAGCGUCCGCAGCACCUUCCGCCCAGGAUCUGUCAUGGAGGGCAAGGGGCGCAAGCUGGCAGGCCUGGAAGCCGUGAGGUUCAGGAACGCAAUCAUGCGGCAGACGGGGUUCAUCGAGCCAGACUGCGCAGAUUUCUCCAUCAGCUAUGCGACAGGGAGCUGAACUGUACAGCAUUGGUAUCCCACCUAGACAGACGCAGGCAUGAGAGAGAGAGAGAGUGAGAGGCAGGAACAGACGACACAGGUCGCGCAAUUCAAAUUGUUAUUUGUGGCUUCCAUGCCGCGUUGCAAGGCAUGCGAGCAAAGGUUUGCGGGGCAGAGGUUGCCCGUC